UUAAGAAAUCUACUACAAGGUAUGUGGAGCAAAUACUAACAAUAAGCCACAGUGGGAUGAAGGAAGAAGGCCCUUACCCAGAUGGAGAACGUGAGCAUGGAGGCUAGUUAAAUGUUCGGCAUUUUUUUAGCACUGUUUUCUUGACCGCUGUUUAUAGUGGUGAAACAGUGGAACAGACUGUAAGGAGAACAUCUUAUUGGCCUCAGUGAAUAUUAUGACACUAUUGCUCUUUGCCCAUAUUGGUAUAUUUCACCGUCUCAACAACCCUGGGUGGUAGGCACUAUUAUGAACUCUCCUUAACAGAAUGGGAAACUGAGGCACCGCUUACUUAGCUCUUGUUCACAGUGACGGCAAGUCACCGGUCCUGAAUCCUAUUAUUUGGCUGUGGGGCAGGUCUUACUUUUUUGCCUCCACAUCACACCAUCUCUCUGACGCACAGCAAAACCAAGAGACAUUCAUCUAAAAUGUCGAGAAAAUGGAGAAGGGUUGGAAUGGGGGUACCGGUUUGGCCAUUGUCGUAAGUAUGCAAUUUGGUGGUCAUCUUACAGUGGCUGAAAUGCCCGCCUCCUAUUAGAUUGGCCUUCAAUAAUUCUGGAAAGAAAAGGAAUUUGGCACCAAAGAAGCAGUGACAUAAAUAGUGAUUUAAGUAUCUACGGAACGUAAACGUUGAGAAGAUGUUACUAUUGCCAGAGCAACACCUCCAAAUGGAAGGAUCAUGGUGUCAUGACAAAAUUACAAGCUGCAUUUAGAGAAUUUAUAUUAUAUAUGGGAGCGUUUAAUGAAGUGAGAUGUAAUGAAAUGCUGGAGCCUGUGAACAAAGGAUAUAAUUACAAUGGAAAGAAUCAGUAUAAAAAAACUGUCCUCAGAAGUUCCAAAUCUUGGCUAUGUCUAAGAGAAAUCAGAAUGCAAUCAGAAACAAUAGUCAUCGAAAUUUGGGCGUGAUGAAAAACAAUGGGAAAAAAAUAAGCAGAAAGCAGUCUACUAUGAAACAGAUGAUGAUGUUACUUGAGGGACCAGAUGAAGGAGCUAGCUGGAAAUGUUUCCCAGGGGACUGCUAUUUUGAAUUGUGACUUAAAGGAGAUGGAAAUGCAUUUCUGAAGAUUUGGAGUAUGACAGAGUAGGACAUCUGGGGGCAGGGUGAGGGGACACUCAGCGAUCAAAAAGACUAAAUUCAAGGAGUUGCGUUUUCACUUGCAAAAUUGAUUGGAAGUUGAUGUUAAUCACAGAGGAUACAGAAAAACAGGAAAGGAAUCCUAAAUGGGGAUCAUUCGUAACACAUGGCUUUUGAUCCAUGUUUAAUUGGGUGCCACCAAACUCUGCAUUAGCUUUCGUUUUAAUUAGUGGAAGGAAGAGCAAGAGAACAGUGCUAUAUUAAGAAGAGGUCUGAAAGCAAAUCAAAAUAAGAUUCUACUGGAAAACCUGCUAAGGAGUGUCGGGGAGUAGGUGGGAAGUGAAGGGGAGUCAGAAACCCAAGUGUGGCUAUGCGGUGGCAGGAGACGUCUCUGAUGUGGUGAUCAGCAAAACUUAGAGAAAACUGCCACCAGGUCAGAUGGAGAUUUGCAGUAUUGAGGAAUCCAGAAAAGACCAAUGUGAUUCAGUCCAGCUGAUUGAUACAGAACUCAUAUCACAGGCGUUUAGACUGUCCUCUGCUUUCUCGUAGCCGGCUUACGUCUUUGCCCUUAUUCAUCCUUCCUGCAGGUGUUCUCUUGGAUUAAUUCAAUCAGAUGGUUGUUUUUCAUCGACCUACACUGUCAGCUCGACAUCAGGCAGUAUGUGUAGAGUAGCCAGUACCUGCCCUGCCGGGGGUGUGUCUGUUGAGUGAUAACUAUGGGGUCCGAUAUAACUGAGUUUUUUAUAUGCUGGACGCUCUGAGCUGUGCAGUGUAGGUGAAUCAUCUGUUUUCCUGAGGCUUUUCUUAACCGCAGAAAUGAGACUGACAAUAGUUUUGUGGUGAGGAUUACAUGAGAUGAUACAUCCUAUCAAAUAGAUCGCAGGUGUUGAGUACCUGUCAAAACCCUUUGCAUUCAGGAGAGCAUUAUCCUGGAGGGGUGAGGGCAGUAUGCAUUAGGGCAGCAUAAAACAGUGUGUGUUCUACAUUGCAGCGAUCUAGGGGCACCUGGGUGGCUCGGUUAGUUGAAUGUGUCACUUCGGCUCAGGUCACGAUCUCAUGGUUUGUGAGUCUGAGCCCCACAUCGGCCUCCCUGCUGACAGCGUGGAGCCUGCUUGGGAUUCUCUCUCUCUCCCUUUCUCUCUGCCUCUCCCCCACUCAUGCUCACUCUCUCUCGAAAUAAAUAAACUAUAAAAAAAAAUAAAGAAUAAAUGAAAUAAAGAAAUUGCAGUGAUCUAGAUCAGCAUUUUGUAAAAACAUGCUCUGCUGAAUCCUGGAUCCCCAGGCUGUUACUAGUUGUUUGGGGAAUGGAGAGAAAGUCUCUAAUUUGGGGAUAUUUUUGGUUAUCUAGAGUUAAAUGAAAUUCUACACUGCAGGGCCUAUCCGAUCUUUUAAUAUGCUAAAAGGCAUUCUACGUCUCAUUUGGAGAUUUGGGAACAGGUGGGUGAGGAAUGAAACAUAAUGUUUCCCAAGCCUGUUUGACCACAGAAUUAUUGCUUUGGGGACUCUUCUUCUGUGAGACACGCCAGGGAAUGGGAGUAUGUACUUCAAAAGCUUGCUGGAGUUCAGAGCAGUGGGAGAGCAGAGGGGGAGGAUUUCACACAGAGAUGGACAUUUGAAUGGUGUCUCUUGGAAUGAUAGAGGUCUCCCGGAGACAGACUUGUCCUAAUUAUCUAUUUCCUCGAUCCCCAGGGCAUAGUAGGUAUUCAGCAAAUAUCUGUGGCAAGGAGAUUAAUGGAUUAUGAUUUGAAUGGAUAGAAUGCAGCCAUGAAGGCAUUGUGAUAGAGGAGGAGGGGGACAGGAAGAGCCAAUGUUGAGACAAGAAUAGAGGUGGCUCCCCUGUGAAUCAGUGGGUAGGCCAGUUUAAGUGAGGUGAUGGUGUCAUUCGGCAGAGGGGGAAGACAGGGGAGUCAGGCAGAGGACGGCCAGGUUGUGUUGGACCUUGAAAGUCAGCAGAAAGCUUGGGCUGUCAGACACAGGGCAACCUUGUAGUCUUGAGCUCAGAAGUGGAAUAAAAGCAAAGUUGAAAGGUUAUCUGCUCGGUGCUAUGUAGGAGGGACCGUGAGAACAGCCUGGGUCCUGGCCUGGAAAUGGUUGCAGCAUCCGGGCCACAGUGAUAAGGCUUUGGGCAUGGAGCUCAGCCAGCACUGAAGGAUGACACACACAUCAGAUAUUCAAAAGAAAAAUGGGAAUGACUUGGGGUCUGAUUGGAGAAGGAUGAAGGGACGAAGGGCUGUGGCUGGGGUAGUGGGGAAGGCAAAUGCGCCCGAUGAGCACCCCAUGUCCUCACUCAGCUCCUACCUGUGCCCAGACCUUGAGCAAGUCACUAAGCACCCUGUGUCAUCUGUCCAUAAGCGUGGAACCACUGAAAGACCAGUGGACUGCCACGGAAGCAUGUUAGUCAUCGUCACGAGAGGGAUGGGUGUUAACUCUUGGGAUCAGCUAUAGGGAUGGGACUUGGAGGAAAAAAAUCUGGUCUGGAGCCCAGUGGGGUUUUCAACAAAAUUGUGUAGUUUUUGGACUUUUGCACCAACCUCCUUUUGCCUUCCUCUCACAGUAUCUUUGUUUUAUCAGGCCUGCCCUCUCCUCUUCCUGCCCUUCCCCUGAUGUGAGAUGUUCGAGGGGUAUGCUCCAACCAGUGUGCAAGCGUGGAGGUGACGUGUGAACAGUGGGUAAUGCUCAGGGGCCGUCACAUGGAGCUUUGAACUGAGCCACAGGUUUUGACAGUGUGGAGAUGAAUACAGCUUACCACACUUAGUUGUGUCAAACUUGCCCCAAAGGGAUAUUUUUGGGCCAGUGGAAUGUACAAUGAUUUCCUCCAUGAGCACUUCCCGAGGUCACAGUCGGAGCAGUCACCGGUUUUACUCAAACAACACGGGGACGCUGAUGGGAGAGGAGCAGGUGGAUGGGGUGGUAUUGUUGUAGCAGUUAUUUGGGAGACAUGAGUGGGCUGUACGUGCUAUCAUUAUUGCUCACUGAUUCCAUCUUUUGGGUCCAUUGUCCUCCCUCUGUCCCUCCUCGCUUUCUCUCUUUCCUUUUUGUUUUUAAACAUUUCAACUCAACCAGAACAUUCUCCUAUGCAAAUGUGCGCUGGGCAUUGAAUGUGCGAAGACCAAUGCUCUUCCAGGUCCAGAAUGUACUUGCCCCGUGUCCAUGUUCUUUCUCCAGUUACUCCACACAGCAUCUGUUUUACUUCCGGUUGAGUACCAUGACCUUGAGUUGCCCCAUAAGCUUUGAGAGCAAAUGCCAUUUUUACACCCUCUCUUGGGUUUAUCUGUUGUGUGUAUGUUUUUAAGUUUAUUUAUUUAUUUUGAGAGUGUGUGUGUGUAUGUGUGUGCACACAUGGGAGCACAAGUGGGGAGGAGCAGAAAGAGAGGGAGAGAGAGAAUCCCAAGCAGGCUCUGCACACUGUUAGUCCAGAGCCUGAUGCCAGGCUUGAACUCAUUAGCUGGGAGAACAUGACCUGAGCCGAAACCAAGAGUCAGAUGCUUAACUGACUGAGCCACCCAGGCACCUCAGGUUUAUUUGUUAUAUUGAUUUCUUUCAAAGACUUAGUUUGCAUUUAUCUCUUCCAGAUUAUGAUUUGCUGUCUCAUCAUUUUCAGCUUUUUUUCAUAAUUACCUGCCUUUUCCUAGUUUUUAAAGUUGUCUUUGUUAUCUUCUGUAAUUUCUUAAAGUGAGUAUCAAGUUCAUUUAUUUUUAGUAUUUCUUGUUAAUAAUGAAGGCAUUUAGGGGCAUACAUUUCCUGACACCAGGUUGGGCUGUGUCCUGAAGUUUUGUAUGAAAAUUUCCUGUUUCAUUUCCUUAAGGACAGUUGAAAGUUUCAAUUUUGAUUUGUUCCUUUGAUUUAAGGGUUUUCCAAGAGUAUUUCAUUUCCAAAUAGUUGAGAUUAUUAUUUAUUUAUAAUUUUAUUGGAUGUGAUCAAAGAAUGCAGUCUGUAAAAUUGCUGCUUUUUAAGACGUUUAAGGAUUUGUUUAAAAUUUUUUGCAUAGUCAAAUGCACAAUCAGCAUUUGUAAGAAUUGUGUUAUGUAUUCUUGAGAAAUUGCCUAUUUUAUGUUUAUUAUAUAUACACAUACAUGUGCACACUUCUAUAUCAGGUUUGUUGUAUGUUUCAUUUAUUUUGUUGUGGCCCUUACUUUUUCUAGUGCUGUUCAGUUUCAAACAAUGUAUCAUGGAGUCUCUCACUACCAACAUAUUUUUAUCCUGUUCUUCUUGCAUUCCUAAGAAUUUUUGCUUUACAGCUUUUCAUUUGCUUUAUUUGUUGCAAACAAAUUUUUGAUGAUCAUUCCUUUCUCAUAAAUUGUCUUUUUACACUACCAGAUGACCUCUGUAUCCAGUUUAGUGUUUGUUAACUUUUCUUAUUAUUAAUAUUGUCACUUUGCAUUACAUUUAUCUGGUAUAGACAGGUGGUACUCAUCUAUUUUCAAGUUUUCUUUAUUAAUAUUGAGUAUGUUGAUUAGAAAUUACGUAUAAGUUGGUUUUGCCUUUUUAGCUCUACUUAUUAGUCUUUGUCUUUUAAUGGGAGAAUUUAGUCCAUUGAUAUUUAGUGUAAUACCCAGUGAACUUGAUUAUAUUCCUUUAUCUUAAUUUCACAGGAAAUAUCUCUUCUUUAUUAAAUUCAGUUCAUGCUCAGUAAACACUAAACAAAGUUUCAGUCGUGACAGGCAGUAUUUGAAAUGACAGUAGGUGCUCCAAGUAAAAAUGAGUGUCAGGCAGUCAUAUGGAGGUAGAAGAGAACUGGAACCAGAGAAUAAGACUGGGCAGAUACCCAUUGGCAUUAUCUGCUCUAUUAGUCGGGGCUCUCCAGAGAAACAGAGAAACGGUUGGGAAGAGAGCAAGAGCAAGACUGAGAGAGAGAGAGAUAUUUAGUUUAGUUUGAAGAAUUGGUUCACACAGUUGUGGGUACUGGCAACCUGAAGACUGUGGGGCCAGGCCACCAAACUGGAAAUUCAGGCAAGAGUUGAUGCUGCAGCCUUCAGUUCAAGAUCUGCAGGCAGGAAACUCAGGUAGGGUUUCUAGGUCUUGAGGCAGAUUCCACCCCCCCGCACCCCCCCCCCCCCCGCCAGCUCCCCAAAGGGACUAUAAGUCCCACCCACACUAUGGUCAGAGUGUGCUGACUCAGAGUCUGCUGAUGUAAGUGUUAAUCACAUCUAAAAAAUACCUUCACAGCAACAUUUAGACAGAUAUUUGACCCAACGGCUGUGUCAAGUUGACACAGAAAAUUAACCAGCGCUGUAGCAAAAGCUGACCAAAUGUAAAUGGACCAUCCCUAAAGCAAACAAUGACUACAAACAAAAAUAGAGCCAAAGUUCAAGCUUUAGGGAAUUACCACAAUUGGUUUUCAUUGUUUGAUUCAGAAAUGAAAGCACCCUUCUUCUUUUGGUGAUGCAUACAAUCUGUGCUGGACUUAAGAAAUGUAUAUUUGACUUUUUUUUUUUCCUUUUUAACGGUUGUCCGUAUUUCUUUAGACCAGAACUUUAGGAGGUUGUGCCUCCUUCUUGAGUGUCCGCUGUUUCAUUAGCCUUCUCUGCAUGUUAGUGGUCUGUUUGUCCUGGGGUGGACGAGUGGUGAUACAUUAAUCCUGCUCUGGACCGCUGUCAAAGGCCUCCAUACAGCCUGAAGCUAAAUAGAGACCACCCCCCACCCCCCAAGGCUGCUGUGCUGAUGGCCCACCCUGUCCCGACUCUUCCAGACCCCAGCCCAGCCCCAUCUGUGGGCGUGGUGUUUCUGGGAGGAUUUCUGGAAAGUCUGUGCAGUCCAAUGUGCACCUUUGCAGUCCAGUGUGCACCUUCAGUCUUUACUAAACAAAUCAUUUUAGCAUGACUUAGGUUAGUUAGGAUUUUAGUGUCCUCAAUUGUGAGCAGUGUUUUUAAACCAGGAUAACUGCUUGGUGGUUAAGCACAUGUGUUUUGGAUUUCAGUCUUGGGUCUGCCUGGAUUAAAAGGGACACUCCCACACUUAGUGGGCAUGUAGACUUACUCAAGUGACCUAAGCUUUUGAAGCUCCCUUUCUCCAUUUAUGAAAUGAAGAUAAUAACCAGUCUUAUAUCACCUUUUGCUGUGAGACUUAAAUGAGGUAAAGGUUGCUUAUUUUAAUUAUGAAAGUAUUGCUUCUUCUACCCAAAGAAGCAUUCCUUUUCCAUGUGACAACUUCUAAUUCAUUUUAUUUACUUUUUUUAAAGAUUUUGUUUUGGGGCUCUUGGGUGGCUCAGUUAGCUGAGCGUCCGACUUCCACUCAGGUCAUGAUCUCACGGUUUAUGAGUUCGAGCCCCACUUUGGGCUCUGUGCUGAGAGCUCAGAGCCUGGAGCCUGCUUCGGAUUCUGUGUCUCCCUCUCUCUCUCUGCCCAUCCCACCCCCGCCCCUGCUCAUACUCUCUCUAUCUCUCUUUCAAAAAUAAAACAUUUAAAAAAAUUUGUUUUAAUGUUUAUUUUAUUUUUGAGAGAGGAGGGUCAGCAAGAGAGGGAGAUAGAGGAUUCCUAGAAGGCUAUGCACUGAUAGCAGAGAGCCCAAUGGGAGGCUUGAACUCACCAACCGUGAGAUCAUGACCUGAGCUGUAGUCAGACACUUAACGGAUUGAGCCACCCAGGUGUGUUUUUUAAGAAACAAAAACUCAGGCCAUAGACGGUUAAAUCCAACCUCUCCCACCAGACACCUGUAUCUUUAUACGUUCAUGGCCUUUUUCAGUGAGUGGAUGUCUACAUCUGUUAUAAAAGGUUUAUUGAAACAAAUUCAAGAGAAAGAAUCCCAUUUGCUAUCCAAAUCCAUCAUGGAUCCCUCUGAUGUGGCUACAUUUACAAACAAAAUAGCCCUUCUACAUGCAUUUGCUGAGCUCUGACUUGGUUAGUGGUGCUUAGUUGCUGGCAGGCAAAUCACGGUGCUCUCAUAGUCCAGCUCAGUCCAGCUCGCCAUUUUCCUCAUUUAAGGACAGUAGGAAAAAUCAUUAGUGGAUUUGCAAACCUUGGCUUUUCUGCCCAGCCUGUGUUUCCUUAUUGCUGAGAGUAUUAUGCUCCACAUUUACCCCGCUGUAAAUAUUUCAAUAUUCUCCAUCAUCACGGUAAUGAUGUCAUCCCUGGUUACAAAAUCUUUGGUCUGUGCUUACCUCAGUCCGCCUGCAGACGAGUGGGUUAAUCAGGUUGCUUUCACAUCUGAGUUAUUUCUGGGACUCUCUUCAUUUGUCUGACUUACAGAUUCUGACUGUUCUCACUCACUCUCUUUUCUGAGCUUGAAUUCAGUAAGUAAAAGCGGAGAUAUUGUAAUUUCCUAAACAACCCAAAGGGCAGAUGUGGUCUAAUUUAUAACCCCUCUGACUGCUGAAUCAACUUUCGUGUGCUCUGUCUAAUGGAACUUUGAGGAAUAACCGAAUAAAGCCUAGAUCUGGUUAUACCUUGUUUUUGUUUGUUUCAUGUUGCGUUUGUGCCCCACUGGGUAAAGCACAAGUGUGGGCUUCAUCUGGUUGUAUUUUCAUCUUACAGAGGCAGUAAUUGAAUCUCUGACAGUAGUCUUGCCUCCAAGGAGUGUUCCAACUCAGGCUGCUAUAUUAAACCAGGGUAGCUCUUGGUUCCCUCGGAAGAUAAUGUCGCAUCUGUUGACUGUGAACGAUGGCAGGGCAAACCUCUCAGAAUAGUCAGAGGAGGGGAAAUGGAGCAUUUACAAUUCUUUCUAGGAAAAGAGCCAUUCUGAGUGCUUUACCUAUGGAUGCUCUCUCUCUGAACAUCUGGGUAGGCUCAGCAAGGUAUGGGGGGGCGGUAAAAUUUGCUCUCUGACCUUUCAAAGAUGCUGCUGAUUUUCUUGCCCUUGCAGCAGGGCUGUGUGGCAUGUUAAAGCAGGCUGCAGUGUUGACUACUGCUACUUCUGAGAUUCUGCAGGGUUCUAGCAGAUUCUGCAGGGUUCUAGCAGAUUCUGCGGGAGCCUGCCUUCAAAUGUUUCCCGGCUCCCUGCAGAGCCAGAAAGCCAGAAAGAAGAACUUUCUGCAGUAGCACUUGACAGCUAUUUGAUAACAUCACUGUAAACUCUCCUGAGUUUGGAGCAAGUCUCAUUCAAACCUUGCUGAUACCUCAGGGUCAGCAGCCUUAGACUUGGGAGUGUGAGGUGUGUCCGCAAUAAAGUUAGAGUGAGAAGCAAGAGUGCUGUGCCCAGUGUCGCCAUGAGGGGCUGGGCACAAAUUUGGCAGAAAUUUGCCUGAAGCUUUAUGCAAACAGGGGUUCUAUAAAAAUUGAUUCGAUUGAUUUUGAUGUUAUUCUGGUAACUUAUGUAAGUUAGUACAAAUAUAUGAAAGAUGCAAGUAUGUUAUGAAAGAGUUAAAAAAAAUUCUCAACACCUUCCCCUACCUCCUCUGCAACCGGAGGCCAAGAGAAACUACACACACACACACACACACACACACACACACACACACACACACAUUCCAGCAAAGAACCUGUUUUGCAAGUUUUGCUGGUAAAAAGUAGGAAGGGGGUUGCUGGAAAGUGGAAAAGCCUUAGAAGUAUCAGUUGAAAGUUUUUCAAAUCGUAUGUUUUUGAUGUAACUUUAUCCUGCAGAGAGAGGCAUAUGUGCCACCGAAGGUUUUUCUUUAACCGAUUAAGCGCAUUGUUAGACAGGGAGGGGCAGAUUAACGAAUGCCUAUAAUUUUGAUCAUUGUUUUCUGCAAAACAGCUCAGGCUUUGAAAAUGAAGCCAUCGUCCUUGGCUGAGUCUCUGCCAACAGCACAAAUUAUACUGUGCAGAGAUCCAAAGCCCCUCGAAAGGUUUCAUUAAUGAACAAUUUCAGACGAUUGUUUAAGUCUUUGCCUGACAGGUAACGUUGGCAUGUAGGCAGGUGGAGUUAGGGUUUCCAUGGAGAUUUAUGAUGUCAUGCUUGAAAGAGCAUGUCAAGACAGCCAAUUUAACAAGUAGCUACUCAGAAAGUCCUAUAGGCUAGAAGUAAGGCUUUAUGCAAAUGACAAGAGUUUCACUGGGAAAAAGUGCAAAAGAAAACAGUAGAGACAUGGAGGGGGGUUUACCUGACAGCUCGGAAGGAUGACCCCGGAGUCCAUUAGAGACGAAAACCUCCAGAAGACGCGUUAGAUUUUUUUUACUUUAACUGCUGCUUCACCUGUGGAGCUCUGGGUGCAGACAAGAAGCCCCAAACUGUCUCACAGUCCUCAACCUCCCAAUCUGGGCGACCCUGUCGAGCAUUUAUCAGAGACGUCUGGUGAUUCUUUGGAAGCCAUGUCUGAGGGAGAAGUUCCAAGUCCUUUUUCCAGAGGCAGCCGAACUCGAGCGAGUCUCCCGGUGGUGAGGUCAACCAACCAGACGAAAGAAAGAUCUCUGGGGGUUCUCUAUCUCCAGUAUGGGGACGAAACCAAGCAGCUCAGGAUGCCGAAUGAAAUCACAAGUGCAGACACAAUCCGUGCUCUCUUCGUAAGUGCCUUUCCACAGCAGCUCACCAUGAAGAUGCUAGAGUCGCCCAGUGUUGCCAUUUACAUCAAAGACGAAAGCAGAAAUGUCUAUUAUGAACUAAACGAUGUAAGGAACAUUCAGGACCGAUCGCUCCUCAAAGUGUACAAUAAGGACCCUGCGCACGCAUUCAAUCACACACCGAAAACUGUGAAUGGAGACAUGAGGAUGCAGAGAGAAAUUGUUUAUGCAAGAGGAGAUGGCCCUGGUGCCUCUCGGCCUGGAUCCACAGCUCAUCCACCCCAUGCCAUUCCAAGUUCUCCACCAUCCACUCCUGUGCCCCAUUCCAUGCCUCCUUCCCCAUCCAGAAUUCCUUACGGGGGCACCCGCCCGAUGGUUGUUCCUGGCAACGCCACCAUCCCCAGAGACAGACUCUCCAGCCUGCCAGUCUCCAGAUCCAUCUCACCCAGCCCAAGCGCCAUUUUGGAAAGAAGAGAUGUGAAGCCGGACGAAGACAUGAGUGGCAAGAACAUUGCCAUGUACCGAAACGAGGGCUUCUAUACUGAUCCCUACCUUUAUCACGAGGGACGGAUGAGCAUAGCCUCUUCCCAUGGUGGGCACCCGCUGGAUGUCCCUGAUCACAUCAUUGCAUAUCACCGCACGGCAAUUCGCUCGGCGAGUGCAUACUGCAACCCUUCCUUGCAAGCAGAAAUGCAUAUGGAGCAGUCACUGUACAGACAGAAAUCAAGGAAAUACCCAGAUAGCCACUUGCCUACUCUGGGCGCCAAAACACCUCCCGCCUCUCCCCACCGAGUCGGUGACCUGAGAAUGGUAGACAUGCAUGCCCACCAUAACGCCCACGGGCCCCCUCACACCCUGCAGCCAGAUCGGGCCUCUCCAAGCCGCCAGGCCUUCAAAAAGGAGCCCGGCACCUUGGUGUAUAUUGAAAAACCACGGACCGCUCCAGGAUUAUCCAGCAUUGUGGACUUCGGCCCACCUCUAGUUGAGAAGCAAGUGUUUGCUUACAGCACUGCUACAAUACCCAAAGAUAGAGAGACCAGAGAGAGGAUGCAAGCCAUGGAGAAACAGAUUGCCAGUUUAACUGGUCUUGUUCAGUCUGCGCUUUUUAAAGGGCCCAUUACGAGUAAUAGCAAAGAUGCGUCUAGCGAGAAAAUGAUGAAAUCCACAGCCAAUAAGAGCCACACAGAUGGUGCAGGUGGGGGAAAGACUGUCAGCGCACUGGAGUCCUCAGGGCCAUCCAGCCAGCCCCUGCCUGCCGGCACCUCGGCCAUGCACAUGAGUCUGCUUGACAUGAGGCGGAGUGUGGCCGAACUCAAGCUCCAGCUCCAACAGAUACGACAGCUUCAGCUGCAGAACCAGGAGCUGCUGAGGGCAAUGAUGAAGAAGGCCGAGCUAGAAAUCAGCAGCAAAGUGAUCGAAACCAUGAAGAGGCUGGAGGACCCUGUGCAGCGACAGCGCGUCCUCGUGGAACAAGAGAGACAGAAAUACCUGCACGAAGAGGAGAAGAUCGUCAAAAAGCUGUGUGAGCUGGAAGACUUCGUUGAAGACUUGAAGAAGGACUCCACGUCGGCUGCCCGAGUGGUCACUCUAAAAGAUGUGGAAGAUGGGGCUUUCCUCCUGCGACAAGUGGGAGAAGCAGUAGCCACCCUGAAAGGAGAAUUCCCCACCUUACAAAACAAGAUGCGAGCCAUCUUGCGUAUAGAAGUCGAGGCUGUGCGGUUUCUGAAGGAGGAGCCCCACAGGCUGGACAGCCUCCUGCAGAGAGUACGGAGCAUGACCGACACCCUGACCAUGUUGCGGAGACACGUCACUGAUGGGCUCUUGAAAGGUACAGAUGCAGCCCAGGCCGCACAGUACGUCGCUAUGGAAAAGGCCACAGCCGCGGAAGUCCUGAAGAGCCAGGAGGAGGCACCCCACACCUCAGGCCAGCCCCUCCACAGCGCAGGAGUCCCUGGCGACGUGAAGUCAGAAGUGGUGCCCCUGACCGUUCACCAUGCGCAGAGCUCCCCUGUGGUCAUCCAGCCCUCCCAGCUCUCCGCUGCCCUGCUCAACCCCGCCCAGCACUUGCCGGGGGGCUCGGGUCCCCACCCCACCAGCCCUUCGGCCACCACACAGGAAGUGACCUCAGCUCUGCAGUCGGCACAGGCUCCUCAGUCCCCACAGAUGCCCAUGAACGGCUCUGCCAUGCAGAGCUUGCUCAUUGAGGAAAUCCACAGCGCGAGCGCCAAGAACAGGGCAGUGUCCAUUGAGAAAGCAGAGAGGAAAUGGGAAGAGAAAAGGCAAAAUCUGGACCACUAUAACGGGAAAGAGUUUGAGAAGCUACUAGAAGAAGCUCAGGCCAACAUCAUGAGGUCAAUUCCAAACCUGGAGAUGCCACCAGCCUUGGGCCCACAACCAAAGGGCGAUGCUCCAGUAGACAAGCUAGAACUUUCAGAAGACUCUCCAAAUUCCGAACAAGACUUGGACAAGCUGGGGGGUAAGUCCCCACCUCCUCCUCCCCCACCCCCUCGGCGGAGCUACCUGCCAGGAUCAGGGCUCACCACCACGAGGUCCGGCGAUGUGGUCUACACCAGCAGGAAGGAGAACAUCACCGCUAAGGCAAGCAGUGAAGAUGCUGGACCAAGCCCCCAGGCUAGAGCCACUAAGUGUCCGACCGAGGAGGUGGCUUCCACCUGGGCCCCAUCCCCACCGCCAGUCGCUACCUCAUCCUCAAAGGACGAGGAGGAAGAAGAAGAAGGAGACAAAAUAAUGGCGGAACUCCAGGCAUUCCAGAAGUGUUCCUUUAUGGAUGUAAAUUCAAACAGUCACGCUGAGCAGUCCCGGGCUGACAGUCACGUUAAAGACACUAGGCCGGGGGCCACAGUCCCACCCAAGGAGAAGAAGAAUUUGGAAUUUUUCCAUGAAGACGUUCGGAAAUCUGAUGUCGAAUAUGAAAACGGCCCCCAAAUGGAAUCCCGAAAGGUUCCCACAGGGGCUCUCACACCCCUUGACCAUCCUAGAUGGGAAAUAGCAAUGGAGAAUAGUGUUUCUGAUGCAUCAAGAACAUCAGAGCAUAAAACAGACAUCCUAAAGAAGGAAAAUUCCAUAUCCGGCAAACGUUUAUUUAAAGACAGUAGAAACUAUACCCAGAAAAAUGUGUCUAAGGUCAAUCCCAGUUACUCUGGCCUUUGUUCAUUAGAUGAAAUAAACAAAGGACCUAAGAGCUCAGGACCGCAGUACCCUGUGCCUGACGCUGAGAAUCAGAAGAUGAAUUCUGGAAAGACGAAGGAGAUGAGACGAGAAAGACAGGAAAACGCAGAUAGGUGUGGCCUUCCCUCUCCCGCUAGGUCAACUGAAUUGAGCACGUGUGAUGUCAGAACUCAAGAUCAAGAGGUUCACAUGACAGAGUUCGGCCAGGUUGCUCUAAGACCCAAGGGGGCACGGCAUGCUAGCGUGAACCCCAGCGAGGACGGAGAAUCGACACCAAGUUCUCCCACUGAAGAAAAUGCGACCACCGACAACAUCGCCUUCAUGAUCACCAAAACUGCCGUCCAGGUGCUCUCCAGUGGGGAGGUCCGCGACAUAGUGAGCCAAAAGGGGGAAGAUGUACAGACGGUUAACAUUGACGCCAAGAAAGAAGCAACGUCCCCACAAGAAGGAGCUGAAAACGAAGAGCCAGUCGUGUGCCUAGACAAGAAACCAGUUAUCAUCAUUUUUGACGAGCCCAUGGACAUCCGGUCGGCAUACAAGAGACUUUCAACCAUAUUCGAGGAAUGCGACGAGGAAUUAGAGAGGAUGAUGACAGAGGAAAAGAUAGAGGAGGAGGAAGAGGAGGAAAACGGAGACCCUGUACUCCAGAAUAACACUUCCCAAAAGUUGCAUAAGAAGGUUGCAUCCGGCAGCCCCGGAUCAGGGCAGCAGGCUGAUGGUAAAUUCCAGCCACACUGCCCUUCACCAGAGGCUGAACCCCCAGGACAGGAAACGAGUAAGAACGAGCUGAGCAGGUUCAGCCACGCAGAUUCUCCAAGUGCAGAAAGCAAGGGUGACGUGACGGAUGACCAGUUUGAAAGCCCCAAGAAAAAGUUCAAAUUCAAAUUCCCUAAAAAGCAACUGGCGGCUCUCACUCAGGCAAUUCGCACGGGAACCAAAACGGGGAAGAAGACGCUGCAGGUGGUGGUCUACGAGGAGGAGGAGGAGGACGGCACUUUGAAGCAGCACAAGGAAGCUAAACGAUUUGAAAUCACUAGGUCCCAACCUGAAGACGCCCCCAAGAGUAUGCUUAGGAGACCAGAGCCACCCAGUGCAGAGAACGCGUCUGUGAUUUCCAGAACUGACGAAAUUAGAAAAAAUACCUACAGGACGCUGGACAGCCUGGAGCAGACCAUCAAACAGCUUGAAACCACAAUCAGUGAAAUGAGUCCAAAAGCCCUAGUGGACGCUUCAUGCUCUUCCAACAGAGAUUCUGUUGCAAGCUCAGCCCACAUAGCCCAAGAGGCCUCUCCCCGCUCCCUGCUAGUUCUGGAUGAAGCUCCCACUGCCCUAGAGCCCCCCUCGUCCGUACCUUCAGCCUCACGUAAGGGCGCCACCGGGACCCCACAGACGAGCAGGAUGCCGGUCCCCAUGAGUUCCAAGAACAGACCCGGAAGCCUGGACAAGCCUGGCAAGCAGUCCAAACUGCAGGACCCCCGCCAAUACCGUCAGGCUAAUGGAAGUGCUAAGAAAGCUGGUGGGGACUGUAAGCCUACUUUCCCCUCCUUACCUGCUUCUAAGAUUCCAGCCCUUUCUCCCAGCUCUGGGAAAAGCAGUUCUCUGCCCUCUUCUAGUGGUGACAGCUCUAACUUGCCUAUUCCACCUGCUACUAAACCACCGGUUACUUCUAACCCUCUCAGCCCCCAAACAGGACGAUCUGCUCCCUCUGCCUCCCUCAUCCCCUCUGUCUCUAAUGGCUCCUUAAAGUUUCAGAGCCCCACUCAUACAGGUAAAGGCCACCAUCUCUCAUUCUCACUGCAGACUCAAAACGGCCGAGCAGCCCCUUCCCCCUCCUCCUCCUCCUCCUCCCCGCCCUCCCCCGCCUCCCCCACUUCACUGAAUCAAGGUGCCAAGAGCAUCAGGACCAUCCACACUCCCGGCCUCACCAGCUACAAGGCACAGAACGGAAGUUCAAGCAAAGCCACCCCAUCCACAGCCAAGGAAACCUCUUAAAGGCCAAAUCCUGUUAGGUGAAAGUCGGAGUUACCUUUAAAAAAACACACAAAAAAUGUUUUUCGACAGUCUUCCACAACUGUUUUCCCAAGCGAAUGUAACAUAUUGCCGUACUGUUUGAGGCUUAAUGCUAAGUAUGUGCUAAAUACUGGAUUAAUAGAUGUCAGUGAAGCUUGUUUGUUUUCUUCGUUGCCAUUGUAAUUACAUAGUGUUUACUGUCUAUAGCCGAUACCUGUCAAAUGAAGUAAGCAUGUGUUACGAAAAGAGUGGCUGGCAGGAGAGAAGGGUGUGUGAGAGACGGGGAGGAAAAUGUACUCAGCAUGUAAAACAUGUAUGAUUCCAGAAUUUUAGUAUGUUUUGUACAAAAAUAUUUUUCAUUACGGAGACUAGACGUGAAACCGAGAAAUACACAAGUGUGACUAUCUAUACAAAUUGUAAAACAGAUACUAUAAUAUUUCCUUUUAUUUUGGUGUUAUUUAGCUUUAUUACAGAUUUCUAUUUUUGUCAGAACGUCAUGGUUCCUUUCAAGAUCUUUUUUGCCAAAAACAUUUUGAUACUAUAGCAUUGUACAUUUGAAAGUAGCGUGCUAGACAAAAAGCCAGUGAACUUCUACACGAGCCGACACGAGGCAUAUGUAGAAGGCAGUUUAUCAAACCUAUUGCACUGCCGUGAGAAUUAUGUAUAAUAAUUUGCAGCCCAAGCAAGCUAGUUUUCUUUGCUUUUCUUUCUUUCUUUCUUUCUCUUGUUUCUUUCUCUUAACAUAUUGGGAUUCUCUAGUUGUUUCCUUUCCAGUAUCUAAACCCUUCCUUUGUUUCCUGAGACCUGGUGACCCACACUCUUGCAUUGUGGAUUUUAAACAUGUACACUUCUGUACGGUUCUGUAAACUGAUCAACUUUUGUACAUAUAUAAAUAGACCUAAUAAAAAAUACCGUAUGUGGCAGCACAGAGUAGUUUUCGCACACCAAAGUUAAUUUUUAUGCAUGCUUUAAAAAUAUAUCUUGGGAUGGGCAGAAAUGGGGAUACCCGUGCAUUUUUAAAAAGCAACGAGUUUGCACAGAUAGAGUGUUUUUGUAAAUAAGUGUAUUUGUAUAACACAGUCAUGUAAUAUACAGAACGAUAAGCAGAGGCUUUGCAAAACUCAAUAAAGGGCUGCAUGCUUAUUAUUUUUUGUA
Acinonyx jubatus (cheetah) is the source of this 16857-nucleotide messenger RNA. RefSeq names its product KIAA1217 ortholog. The coding region runs from base 10315 to 15684 and encodes 1789 amino acids. The record is from RefSeq and is a predicted model, not a curated record. Lineage: Eukaryota; Metazoa; Chordata; Mammalia; Carnivora; Felidae. Gene Ontology annotation, cellular component: cytoplasm. The transcript is spliced from 20 exons.